CCUAAGGAAGCAGGCUUAAUUCUCACUAGAAAAGGCACAAAAUAUGCAGACGCCUCUCGAUUUGGUGCAGGUGCACAGAUCAGCAAGGAUGGACACACGGUGUGCAUACCGUGAAAAGGUCGUGUCGGAAUCUCGCAAUGAGAAUAAACCAAAAACCUGGAGGUCCAGACUGCACUUCUUUUUGCGGAAUUAUUCUGAGGCAAAGACAGUUUCCCGAUCUUACAGGCCAACUGUUGAAGAAGUAAAUCAGUGGUCUUUGUCACUCGAAAAUUUGCUUUCUCAUAAUUAUGGACUAGCAGCAUUUCGGAUCUUCUUGAAGUCAGAGUUCUGUGAGGAGAACCUUGAAUUCUGGCUUGCGUGUGAAGAGUUUAGAAGGGCACAGUACCCUUCCAGACUUGCCUCCAGAGCUAGAAAAAUCUAUGAAGAAUUCAUUAAGGCCGAGUCUCCAAAAGAGAUCAACGUGGAUUUUCACACUAAGGACGCGAUUGCUAGGAGUCUUAAUGCACCAACCCCCACCUGUUUCCUCAAAGCACAGAGGAAAGUCUUCAGUCUGAUGGAAAACAGCUCAUACCCUCGGUUCAAAGAGUCCGAGAUCUACAAGGAACUGUGCGAACUGGCAAGGAGAAAGGCCUAAGCGCCCAGCUGCCUGGGCUGUGACUUAUGUACUCUACAUUACACUGAGAAAGGACUCUAUAUAUGGUGAUUCUCGUGAUGUGAAUCGUGUUUAUGCAAGGUGUCGUUGGCCAAAUGCAGGACAUAUUGGUUGUUAACAGUCACCUGGCUAAGGCACAAUCUUAGUUAUAUCUCUAGUAGUAGUUCCACUGAAUAUCAGAUUAACUACAGCCAUGUUUUCUAAGUACUUUCAGGGAAAUUAAAAAUAUGAUUCCUAAAUACUUCAUUGCAAAAAAUGACAAAUAGCUAUUUAACUAUGCAAAAGGUACAAUGAAACAGAUAAGGCAUUGAUAAAGUUCAUGAAGGAUGCACAAUCUAAUUGUCAUUGCAGGUACUAAACUGGGGAUGCUUUGAAUUCAUAUUAUUCACAUGUCACAUUUCACAUCUGGAAUCACUGAAUGGUAACGGUUCUACCUAAUUAAUAGGAGUCAGAGCUGUGCUACAUUUACAACAAUGUCGCUCACAUAAUGCUAAGGUGGUUCGGGCCUCACACUUACCACUCAAAAAGCAUAACUCUAUAAACCAAUGAAAUCCUGCAUGCCAUUAAUCCAAUUGACCAAUGGCAGUUGUUGUAGGCGGGCUCAAGAGAAACCAACCCAAACUGUCUACCCAGCUGAGGAGGAGUUCUAUCAAAUGAGAUGCAUAUAUACCUUAAAUGGACUUUGGCAAAUAUGACAAUAGUGUAGCGGUCAUUCGCUUCCCAUGCAAUAGGUCUCUGGUAACUUUAUAGUGGGUUGGUACCUCAUCCUAGGUCAUUGCUUCCAGGAUAGACGUGUGACCCCCGUAACCCUGCACAGGACAAGCAGAUAUGAAAAAUGGAUAGAUGGAUGAAUGAACAAUUAUACAGUUGUAAUGUCUUAAUCAGACGAGUUUACAGAUGUUGAAUUUAUUUGCAGCUGGACUGCAGUUAUUUUUUUAUGCUUUUUAUUUUUUGUAAGGCUAAUGCAGGCAGGGCCUCCCCCCGGACCCAAAAAAUGGAUCGUACUACAUAGGAGGGGCGGACUGAGCCCGACCCAAGUGCCUCAGCCAUAUUCUGAAAAAAUUAAAAAUGUGAACGUGUGAAUAUGUCUGUUUGAAAUAAAUAUACAGUAUUUAUUUGU
Molecule: messenger RNA, 1772 nt
Organism: Paramormyrops kingsleyae
Lineage: Eukaryota; Metazoa; Chordata; Actinopteri; Osteoglossiformes; Mormyridae
Product: regulator of G-protein signaling 2-like
Source: RefSeq, a predicted model, not a curated record